Oncorhynchus mykiss (rainbow trout) is the source of this 2862-nucleotide messenger RNA. NCBI's taxonomy places the organism in Eukaryota, Metazoa, Chordata, Actinopteri, Salmoniformes, Salmonidae. The record is from RefSeq and is a predicted model, not a curated record.
CAGGCUCUGCCCCCUAGGAGCGGAGGGAGUGGUGAAAGUAUAAAACCCCUUGGGUUCCCUCCAGCCAGACUGUAGACCUACUGGAAACUAUAGAGACACCUGAGUGUUGCCCCACUGGCUAAACUAUCCCAUCACAAUGUUGUCACGACUGUUGAUUGUUCCUUUGAUCUUUGCUUUGGCUGGUCUUGCUAUCUCAGCCCCUGUUAAUGAUGGAACCGAGGCAGACAAUGAUGAGAGAGCUGCCUCCUUGCUAGUGCACCUUAAAGCUGACAAAGAUGGCGGAGGCCUCACAGGGAGCCCGGAUGGAGUCUCCGCAGGGACCACAGAUGGGACUGAUUCCAGUAAAGAACUAGCAGGAGGUGCAGUGGAUUCCUCACCUGAUACAACAGACACCCCAGAUGCCAGUAGCAGUGAUAUAUUCCCAGACACAAACAACAGAGAUACCAGCGUGGAAACUACAGGCAAUCCUGAUGACUCUGAUGCCCCAGAUGCAGCUGAAUCAGCAGGCAGCCAAGAUACAACGGAUGCAGCUGAUGCCUCUGAGGCUGUGGCAGAGACCGUAGACACUUAUGAUAUACCAGAUACAGAUGGUGCUGAUGACAGGGAGAAGGUGUCGACAGAGGUGUCAACAAAGGAUUUGGACUCGGCAGGUGUGGAUAAGUCUCCAGAAAGUGACUCCACAGAGUCUCCAGGAAGUGACUCCGCAGAGUCUCCAGGAAGUGACUCCGCAGAGUCUCCAGGAAGUGACUCCACAGAGUCUCCAGGAAGUGACUCCACAGAGUCCCCAAGAAGUGACUCCACAGAUGAAGUGCUGACAGACGUGCAAGCUGACUCUGCUGAUGUGACCAGUGAUGACAUGGAUGAGGCCACAGAGACGGACAAAGAUGAUGACAAGAGUGACGACAAGAGUGAUGCAGAUGCUGCCACAGACAAAGAUGACAGUGAUGAGGAUAAGGACACUGAACUAGAUGGUAAGGCCCAUGCAGAAGACACACAGACAGAGGAAGCGGCAGACAGCGACAGCAAACAAGGCGCUGCAGACUCAGACUCUGACACAGACGAUGACAGGCCAGAGAAAGACGUUAAGAACGACUCAGAUGACAGCAAGGACACCACCGAAGACGACAAACCAGACAAAGAUGAUAAGAAAAACAGAGACAGCGCAGACAACAGCAAUGAUGACAGCGAUGAGAUGAUCCAGGUCCCCAGGGAGGAACUAGAGCAGCAGGAAAUUAACCUGGAGGAGGGAGGAGUGAUUGGCAGCCAGGAGGAGACUGUAGCAUCAGACAUGGAGGAGGGGAGUGAUGUGGGGGACCAGAAGCCCGGCCCUGAAGACAGCAUCGAGGAGGGAAGCCCUGUAGGGAGGCAAGAUUUUAAGCAUCCACAGGAUUCUGAGGAGGAGGAGCUGGAGAAGGAGGCAAAGAAAGAGAAGGAGUUGGAGGAGGCAGAGGAGGAGAGGACACUAAAAACAAUAGAGUCCGACAGUCAGGAGGACAGUGUGGAUGAAAGUGAGGCUGAACCAGACUCCAACAGUAAAAAGGACAUUGGGACCAGCGAUGCCCCUGAACCACAAGAGGAUGACAGUGAAGAGGACACUGAUGAUAGCAUGAUGAAAGAGCCCAAAGAUUCUGACGAUGCUGAGUCUGACAAAGAUGAUAAGGACAAGAAUGAUAUGGACAAAGAAGAUAUGGACAAGGAUGAUAUGGACAAGGAUGAUAUGGACAAAGAUGAUAUGGACAAGGAUGAUGUGGACAAGGAUGCCUCUGACUCAGUGGAUGACCAAUCUGAAUCGGAUGCAGAGCCAGGCGCAGAUUCACACACAGUUGUCGAUGAGAUAGAUGGGGAAGAAACAAUGACUCCAGAUUCAGAAGAGAUAAUGAAGUCUGGUGAGAUGGACUCGGUUGUCGAGGCAACUGAAGUUCCAGCUGACAUUCUGGACCAACCAGACCAACAGGAUGACAUGACACAGGGCGCCUCGCAGGGUAAGCCGCUGAUGCUGCUGCCACCGCCCUGGCAGCCCAGUCUUAGCCCUGUGGGUUGAGCCCACAGCACGCUGUGGAUGGAAUCAGACAUUUUGAUAGACCCAUCAUGGUGAAUCUCACAGAAAACUGACAACAAGCAAUAUCAACAAAAACUUUAGUCAAAUGUUGCUCUUAAGUUCCUUAACCCUCUUUUGCCACUCAAAAUGGUGAAGGUGUGUGCAAUGUCUAUGAGGAUAAAAUUAAAUUAUUCUACUUUUUUUGGUGUACAUUUUUACCCACUUUUUGAUUGUAUUGUUUUUUUGGUAGUUGGACAUUGAAUCAUGAAGAAUGUCAACUUUGUUUUUUGUUAAAAACAUUUUAUGUAGUUACACUCCUGUCGUAUCAACUAGCAUACUGAUAAAAUGGUCACUAUGUUCUCUUACAAUGCCCUUGAGAAUACCAGAAGUCCGUUUUUUAAUUCAGUCAUUGUAGGUUUGCUAUGUUUCUGCAGGGUUCCUACUGGUUUCGUAUGAUGCAUUGAUGUCUCAGUCCUUGACAGAAAGCUCAAUUGGCACGUUGUCCUUCUAACUGAUAACAGCUGCUACAUUUGAAAAAUAACUCAGACUGACUCACAGCUCAACAUUCGUUUUUUAAAUUAUGAAAAACAUUAGGUCAUUUAUACAAAAUGAAGUGUACAUACGUUUAAUGACGCAACAAUGUCUUUGAUAAGGUAUACAAAACAAAUCUAGAGAAAGUACUAAAAACGUGUGAUCUACAUUGGUCGAAAAGAUUGUAAAAUAACAAUUGUAUAGACAUAAUGAGAAUGUCAUUUGAAUAUGUACACAGGGGGGAAAUCUAAUAAAGACUGAGUUGUCAGGAAGUUUUUGGGGAUAAAAAGCUG